Messenger RNA from Anguilla anguilla (European eel), 998 nucleotides. Its product is annotated as guanine nucleotide-binding protein G(I)/G(S)/G(O) subunit gamma-4. Gene Ontology annotation, cellular component: heterotrimeric G-protein complex. The record is from RefSeq and is a predicted model, not a curated record. Gene Ontology annotation, biological process: G protein-coupled receptor signaling pathway. NCBI's taxonomy places the organism in Eukaryota, Metazoa, Chordata, Actinopteri, Anguilliformes, Anguillidae. The coding region runs from base 738 to 965 and encodes 75 amino acids. The transcript has 3 exons. Gene Ontology annotation, molecular function: G-protein beta-subunit binding.
GACGCACCUUUUCCUGUUUCCUCUCACACUGAAAUUCGUUCUUCAAGACGGAAUAACUGGGAGACCCGGUGAUGUAAACGGUGAUGUAAAAUUAAGCAGGGAAGCCUCGCUCCCAUGAGCUCUUUGCGGCAAUGAGUGUCGAGCAGCUAGUCGACUGAAGCAAAAUUAAAAUGCGGUGGAUGCCAUUUUCACGUUUGUGUAGAAGUAAGAGGGGGGGAAUUAGCCAUCCGGUUCACACUUCAGAUUAUGGGGAAAAUAAAAAUGUUAGGGAAAAGCGCUGCGUGAACGCAUUCCAGGUUGCGGCCAGAGCGCGCGCGCAUCGUCAGCGCACGUUGGCGAGCCCAUCUCUCAGUCCUGAGUGUGGAAUAGAUUGUGACACCCCUCCGUGUCCUAUAUUCUAAUCGUCCUACAGAGGUCUUCCCCAACUGCAUCUAUCAUAAUAUCUCCGACUCUUAGGUAGUGCAGGUCGAGGCUGGGCUGUGCGGUUUUCAUAAGGUCCCUAAGAUUCAAAGGAGAGCUGCGUGGACGCGUAGGGCAUAGGGAAAGGUCUGGCAUGAGGUUGAAGCGUCUACAUUUGUUGUCAUUCAACCUGCUUACGCAGCGACGGCGGUGAAUCGGUCCGGGGUUUUCCUCUGUUUUAGUUGGAAGUGACUUUCCGCCUCGAAUUCUUCAUUACAGCGGAAUUGGCCCCCUUCGCCCGAUAUUGGCUUUUCAGCGGCACUCUUCAGGAAAGCAGCAUGAAGGACGGAAUGGCCAAUAACAACACGACCAGCAUCUCACAGGCCAGGAAAGCCGUGGAGCAGCUGAAGAUGGAGGCCUGCAUGGACAGAAUAAAGGUGUCGAAGGCGGCGGCCGACCUGAUGGCGUACUGCGACGCCCACAUACGGGAGGACCCCCUCAUCGUGCCCGUGCCCGCGUCCGAGAACCCCUUCCGGGAGAAAAAGCUCUUCUGCACCAUCCUCUGAGGAGCUGCCCCCCCCCCCCCACCCCACCCUGGC